GGCGUGCAUUCUCCUCCUCUGUCCCCGCCGCCAUGCGCAUCGUCGAGGUCCCUGUCCGCUCGGACAACUACGCGUAUUUGAUUAUUUCAGAGGGAAACAAGGCCGCCGCCGUCGACCCGUACGAUGUGCCCAAGGUCCAGGCCGCUGCGCAGAAACUCGGUGUAGAGAUCGUUGCAGCUAUCACCACUCACCAUCACCACGACCAUAGCGGUGGAAACCAGAAAUUCGCUGAAGCCUACCCUGGCGCCCCCAUCUACGGAGGCAGCAAACAGAUCCCGGCAUUGACCAACCUCGUCAAGGACAAAGAUGAAUUCAAGGUCGACUCCAUCUCCGUCAAAUGUCUCGCGACGCCGUGCCAUACUCAAGACUCCAUCUGCUAUCACGUUACCGACUCCUCCCCCCACAAAGGAGGCGUCUUCACCGGCGACACCCUAUUCAUCGCCGGAUGCGGUCGCUUUUUCGAGGGAACUGGGGAUGAGAUGAACAAGGCCUUGUCGUACCUAUCGACCUUGCCUCCGGAGACCAUUGUGUUCAAUGGGCACGAGUAUACCAAAGGCAACCUUGCCUUUGCCAAGAGCGUAGAUCCCGAAAACAAGGCGCUCGGUAGGCUGGAGGAGUUAGUCAAGAAGAACGACAUCACAACAGGGUUGACCACCAUCGGCGACGAGAAGGAGUGGAACCCCUUCAUGAGGUUGACCAGCAGUUCUAUCUUGAGUGCCACGGGAGCAUCCCAAGGCACACCUGAGGGCUCGAUCAUGGACACAUUGCGAGAGAUGAAGAACAGCUUCAGGGGGUGAGUGAAUGAGGCCAGCUAGCCGUCUGUGACUAAGAAAGCGGGUUGGAAGAUAACUAAAUGUGUACUACAACAGCAUGAUUAUAUAUGUAUAUGUAUAACGGCAGUGUAAGAUGCAGAACCCAGUUGCUGUAUGAUAAAUGACUCAGAAAGUGUCACCAC
Molecule: messenger RNA, 955 nt
Organism: Gloeophyllum trabeum ATCC 11539
Lineage: Eukaryota; Fungi; Basidiomycota; Agaricomycetes; Gloeophyllales; Gloeophyllaceae
Product: Metallo-hydrolase/oxidoreductase
Exons: 6
Coding region: 33-797 (254 amino acids)
Molecular function (GO): hydroxyacylglutathione hydrolase activity
Source: RefSeq, a predicted model, not a curated record